Molecule: messenger RNA, 1750 nt
Organism: Vitis riparia (riverbank grape)
Lineage: Eukaryota; Viridiplantae; Streptophyta; Magnoliopsida; Vitales; Vitaceae
Product: ATP-citrate synthase alpha chain protein 1
Exons: 13
Coding region: 113-1384 (423 amino acids)
Biological process (GO): succinyl-CoA metabolic process; tricarboxylic acid cycle
Cellular component (GO): succinate-CoA ligase complex
Molecular function (GO): succinate-CoA ligase (ADP-forming) activity
Source: RefSeq, a predicted model, not a curated record
CAACUAUAAAUACUAAAUAGAGGAAGCAAAGGUGUAUUGCAUCACUGUGUGGAAACUUGUCCAUCAGAAGCCCGUACGCCUGCCUUUCUUACUUCUCCCUCAACGGUCAAAAAUGGCGCGCAAGAAGAUCAGAGAGUACGAUUCCAAGAGGCUGUUGAAGGAGCAUUUUAAGAGGUUCUCUGGCACCGACCUUCCAAUUAAAUCAGCUCAAAUCACAGAAUCAACUGACUUCAACGAGCUAGCAGAGAAGGAACCUUGGCUCUCAUCAGGGAAACUGGUCGUGAAACCUGACAUGUUAUUUGGCAAGCGUGGGAAGAGCGGUUUAGUUGCCCUGAAUUUAGAUUUGGCUCAAGUUGCUACUUUCGUGAAAGAACGUCUUGGCAAAGAGGUAGAGAUGGGGGGAUGCAGAGGGCCUAUCACAACAUUCAUUGUUGAACCCUUCAUUCCACACAAUGAAGAGUUUUACCUAAACAUGGUUUCAGAGCGACUUGGGUGUAGCAUAAGCUUUUCCGAAUGUGGAGGUAUUGAAAUUGAAGAGAACUGGGAUAAGGUUAAAACUAUAUUUAUCCCAACCGGGGCCACUUUUACCUCAGAAAUAUGUGCUCCACUAGUUGCCACCCUUCCCUUGGAGAUCAAGGGAAAAAUUGAGGAGUUUAUCAAAGUGGUUUUUGCUCUAUUUGUAGAUCUGGACUUCACUUUCCUAGAGAUGAAUCCUUUUACAUUGGUUGAUGGAAAGCCUUAUCCUUUGGAUAUGAGAGGCGAGCUGGACGAUACUGCUGCUUUCAAGAACUUCAAGAAGUGGGGCAAUAUUGAAUUUCCAAUGCCAUUUGGAAGAGUUAUGAGUCCUACAGAAACCUUUAUUCAUGGGCUAGAUGAAAAGACAAGUGCCUCUUUGAAGUUCACAGUUCUGAACCCCAAGGGACGGAUUUGGACUAUGGUAGCAGGAGGAGGUGCAAGUGUCAUCUAUGCAGAUACGGUUGGCGAUCUCGGCUAUGCUUCUGAGCUUGGGAACUAUGCAGAGUAUAGUGGAGCACCAAAUGAAGAGGAAGUAUUGCAGUAUGCUAGAGUUGUAAUUGAUUGUGCAACUGCAAACCCUGAUGGCCUUAAGAGAGCUCUUGUAAUUGGAGGAGGAAUAGCUAACUUUACUGAUGUUGCUGCUACUUUUAAUGGCAUAAUUCGCGCUUUGAAAGAGAAGGAAUCAAAGCUUAAAGCUUCAAGAAUGCACAUAUACGUUAGAAGAGGAGGUCCAAAUUACCAGAGGGGUCUUGCAAAAAUGCGGACUCUUGGAGAGGAAAUUGGAAUCCCUCUUGAGGUUUAUGGACCUGAGGCAACCAUGACUGGCAUAUGCAAACAGGCGAUUGAGUGCAUUGGUGCUGCUGCAUAAGUGUACCAAAUCUUGAUAAAAAUCUCUGUUCUUGUCUUUUCAUGUCUAUGGCAAACUCCCGGUGUUCCAUUAAGUGUUCUUACCAGUUCAAUUGUUCCAGAAACCGUAGGACGUUAAAUUGUACUUUCAUCUAAAUGGGCCACUAAUAAUGGUCUUUGAGUAUCAGGUUAGUGAGCUUGAGACUGAUGACACCUUAGCACAAUCAUAAAACAGCUUACAUUGAUGUCCAUCUUAAUCUGUCGAACUGCUUUUGUAUUUGUUUUUUGUCAUUAAACUUUCCUAUUUUUCUGUAUCCGUCUGAACCUGCAUUUUGGUUCCUCUGCAAAUACACUCGUUCUCUUUGGGAAGGGGGUCAGGCCUCUAAUU